GCACCGUGGUUUGAACGUCAACAUCAACCGCACCGAUUGGACAACGGAAAGAGCGGACACGUCAAUUGGCUAAACCGGAACCAACGAUAAAAUAAAAGAAACAAAACGGAAACCCCCACCUCACUUGACGAAGAAAAAAGUGUCGAGACAAAAGUCUGAUUUAUAUUGAUUUGAAUUAUCCGCGCGAACGCGUGAAACAGGUGUGACUUACGUAAAAAAAACGCGAAAUUCGAAGACGAACUACAAGGGAGAGCAAAAAAUAACUGCAGCAAGUAAUUCGGUCAACUGCCGCCGCUGCGCCGUCCGGAAGUUUCCGUUUUCGGAAGCUUGGCUGCGUAAUGAAGGUCUGCUGAAGGUAGGCUCAAGGGAAGAUUUAAGCAGAAAAAAAGCAAAACGGAAAAGAAAAGCAAAAAGUGUUGAAAACACGAAGAAAGUCGGUGAAAAAUAAAUGAGCCACUGAGCUGGGGCAAGUGAAUUAUGGCUUAAGGUUUAGAUCUGAGAAGUAAGAAAAAAAGGGGAAUACGUGUUGAAAGUGAAUUGAUGAAGCAAAAGUGAGCAGAGGACGGAUUUGGUUUUUGGUCAAGUUCGCGAAAGUUUUUGGUUUUUUUUUCUGGGUGGCUUUAAUAAAGUUUGCAUAAUGAAAGAGAAACGAUUGAAAGCGUCGUCGUCGUCGCCAAAAAUAAUGUCGUUUCGAUGCGGUUCGGUGAUCUCGAUGCUGGCCCUAGGACUGCUGCUGGAGGCAACGGUCGGAAUUGCCGCCCAAAGGCAGCCGGUCUAUAUCAACAAGUGCUGUAGAAAGGGCGAAUUCUACGAUGAAACGAAAUCCCUUUGCGUAGUCGGAGGAAUCGAGAAGUGGGUCCCGAAAGUGUUCCUACCGGCCAAGGGUCAAAUCUAUGCCGAUAUUGGCAAGGCUCCAGGACACAUGAUUUUCCUCGAAAGUAAACGACCGGAAGGAUGUAAAAUUACUGCCUACAAUUCCGACCAAAUCCUAUUAAUGGGAAAUGGAUCCCUUUUCUUGAGCCAGAAACAUACGCUUGUUUCGUCUCCAGAAUACUGUGUAGACGAAAAAGUAGCCCUAGUUUGUGCCCGAGAUAACGGCAUGGACUCCCUUCAAGCUCCGGAGAAAACGAGCACAGUUUGGCGAUGUUGUGGACCGAAUUUCGCCUACGACAAAGAUAACGCCACAUGCGUAAAGCUAGAUCAAACGCACAGCAACUACAAUUCGAAAAUUGUGCAAUCGGCGCACGUUGAUCUAAGCUUCCGGUUUCCGGACUGUAAGGACCAUGCGAUCGCCGGGAUUUUUAAGCCGGACAACCUGCAGGAAAAUACCGGCUCGGUGACGAUCGAUUCCGGAAAGGUGUUCGCCUCCAAUGAGUACUGCUUGGAGCAGGCUCUGGACGGGAAAACGGUGUAUGUGUUUUCCUGUGUGGAGCAUCUGCAGCCGAAUUCGGUGCCGAUCAAGAAUCAGGAUGUCCGGUUCGCCCUUUACUCGGCCGGGUUGCUGAUUUCGGUCAUUUUCCUGGCGGCGACUCUGGCCACCGGAUACUUGGUGACCUCGCAGCAUCACGUGCUACACUGGCGCUGCCAAACGCACUACGUCGCCUGCCUCCUAAUCGGGGAUCUCUUCCUGGCCAUCGUUCAACUGUCGGGAAAUUCGAUCACUGGCCCAGCCUGCACUAUGAUAGGUAAGUUGAUGCAAUGCAACCUUAACUACCCCACGGCGAAAAAUCCCUGUACUGGUAGCUACGUCGACCUGCCGAACUUGUCCAUCUUCUCCAGGAAACGUCUUCAACACUCUUCCACGAAGCCAGCCGUUCCGAACGCUUUCGUCGACUAUCACCACUAG
Messenger RNA from Uranotaenia lowii, 1846 nucleotides. RefSeq names its product probable G-protein coupled receptor Mth-like 1. Gene Ontology annotation, molecular function: G protein-coupled receptor activity. The coding region runs from base 638 to 1846 and encodes 402 amino acids. The transcript has 3 exons. The record is from RefSeq and is a predicted model, not a curated record. Lineage: Eukaryota; Metazoa; Arthropoda; Insecta; Diptera; Culicidae.